This is a messenger RNA of Panicum virgatum (switchgrass), 1877 nucleotides long. RefSeq names its product programmed cell death protein 2-like. Bases 172 to 1515 code for a protein of 447 amino acids. Gene Ontology annotation, cellular component: cytoplasm. The transcript has 13 exons. NCBI's taxonomy places the organism in Eukaryota, Viridiplantae, Streptophyta, Magnoliopsida, Poales, Poaceae. The record is from RefSeq and is a predicted model, not a curated record.
CUCCCCGUUUCUGCUCCCACCAGCCUCCAUACCUUGGCCGUCGGCACACAAGCGCAACCACGGGGCAGCAGGAAAGCCACCCCAGCGACCCCUCACCUCUCCGGCAAGCCGCCCCGGCACCCCCUCUCCUCUCUGGCAAGCCGUCCCCUUCGGCCCUCCCAACACCGAUGGAUGAAGGUAAGGCUGCCUGCAGCGGGGACCUUUAAAGCUCCCUUCAGGACUUUUACCGCACGGAAGAGCUGCAGCGGCACACUAAAGAUGGAAUCCAACACCAACAAGCUUCAAAACCUCCAUAUCACCUCCAAUGAGGAAACAUAUCCUGUUCCCGAGAUUGAUUGCACGGAUGAUGAAGAUGACGAGGUCAUGGAGCCUCAAGUAACAUUAGGUUUCAUAGAUGAGCCUGAGGAACCAGAGGACUGGCAUCUUCUUCUCCCACAACACUUCCCCAACAAAGCUGGCGGUGUUCCGGCCUGGCUUGAUCCUGUGAAUUUGCCAUCAGGCAAGUCGAGGAGCUGUGACUUCUGUGGCGAGCCACUGCGCUUUGUUCUCCAGGUUUAUGCACCAAUUCACUCGAAAGAAACAGCCUACCACCGGACAUUGUUUGUGUUCAUGUGCCCUUCAAUGGCAUGCUUACUCCUAGACCAGCAUGAACAGGGGAAGGACAGAGCUGCGAAUCCUAAAAGAAGUGUGAAGGUUUUCCGGUGCCAGCUGGCCCAGGACAAUGCAUUUUAUCAACUUGAAGAACAUGAAGGAUGCAGUGAAUCCAUUGAGUCACAGUGUGCUGGAGGACCACGUGCUCAGCUUUGCCAUUGGUGUGGUACAUGGAAAGGUGAAAAAAGAUGUAGCGUCUGUAGAAAAGCAUACUACUGUUCCAAGAAGCAUCAGGAAUUGGAUUGGCGUAGCAGUCACAAGAAUGAAUGUCAUCAAAUUCUAGGUGCACCCAAUGAUUCUGAUUCUAUUUUGCCAGAUGCAAGGAAAGUUCCAGUAUUUGCUGGCGCGGCAUGGCCUGAAUAUACGGUGGUUGAUGAAACUGAAAAGCCUCCCCGUUUUGCUAAUUGUGAUGGCAAUAGCUCAGAAUUGUAUGUGGUGCAAGGACAAAACGAACCAGAUCACAUGUUGUCUUUGAUGGAUGAGUUUGAGGCUGAUGCUGACAACAGAUGCUGGGCAUCUUUUCUAGACCGCAUCUCAAGAGCUCCACAUCAAGUGCUGAGGUACUGCAGGGAGGCAAAAGCAAAACCUCUUUGGGCGAUGUCAUCUGGGUCUCUGGCCACUGCAGCUAUCCCGUCAUGCAUCUACUGUAGCGGUCCACUUCGCUAUGAGUUUCAGAUAAUGCCACAGCUGCUCCAUUUCUUCCAUGUUGAAAAUAAGCCCGACUCUCUUGAUUGGGCAACAAUAGUUGUGUUUACAUGUCAAGGGUCCUGUGAUCGAAAUAUCAAUUACAAGGAAGAAUUUGUAUGGGUUCAGUUAUACCCAACUACUGCGACAAGAUACCGCAGUUCUGUUCUUUCUUUCUAGGUUACCAAUCUCCUUCAACGAAUAAGAUUCUCCGGUCCGAUCUAUAGAUGUAUGUGCACCUGUCAUGGUGGAAGGGGGUGGAAGGUUGGGGGUGCUCACUCACCUCGCCAACCUGUCAUGGUGCCAGUUGUAUCAGUUCGUUCCAUUAUGUGUUGAUCUUGUCACCUUCCUAUUUACAGUUGCUGAGUUCUGCUAAACGCUCCAAGGCAAUACUCCUAUUGCAUUUUAUGUUGUUGAGUGCUGUCUGUUAAAACUAACAGAUUAUAAUGUUCAUUCUUCUGUUAUUUAUAGUUGUAUUGUCUGGUGUGGACAAUUGUUGAGAUUAAAUAUUAUAUAAUUUAGUGAAAUAUCCAGUUUACACC